Leptonychotes weddellii (Weddell seal) is the source of this 414-nucleotide messenger RNA. Lineage: Eukaryota; Metazoa; Chordata; Mammalia; Carnivora; Phocidae. The record is from RefSeq and is a predicted model, not a curated record.
AUGACAGGCUCUAUGGUCACGGACAAGAGGCUGAAAGAUUUGAAUAUAACCUGCCGAUACGGAGGUGUGUUCCACGUGGAGAAAAAUGGUCGCUACAGCAUCUCCAGGACAGAGGCCGCUGACCUCUGCAAGGCUUUCAACAGCACUUUGCCCACCAUGGCCCAGAUGGAGAAAGCCCUGAGUAUCGGGUUUGAGACCUGCAGGUACGGGUUCAUAGAAGGGCAUGUGGUGAUCCCCCGUAUCCACCCCAACUCCAUCUGUGCUGCAAACAACACAGGGGUGUACAUCCUCACAUCCAACACCUCUCAGUAUGACACGUACUGCUUCAAUGCCUCAGCUCCACCCGAAGAAGAUUGCACAUCGGUCACACAGCUGCCCAAUGCCUUUGAAGGACCAAUUACCAUAAUGACUUGA